Danaus plexippus (monarch butterfly) is the source of this 4693-nucleotide messenger RNA. Its product is annotated as E3 ubiquitin-protein ligase Arkadia-like. The transcript has 17 exons. Bases 789 to 2672 code for a protein of 627 amino acids. Lineage: Eukaryota; Metazoa; Arthropoda; Insecta; Lepidoptera; Nymphalidae. The record is from RefSeq and is a predicted model, not a curated record.
UUGAAGCUUACGUAUUAUACAGUCCGAUUAAGGAAGAGCGUUAGUUUUUUUUGUAUCCUCAAUAUUUCACGGUUUUUGUUGUUCAAAGAAUUAGCUACGGAGUCUUUGUGUGUUCUCAAAGCUGUUGUUAUCUCAGUAGUGAAAUCGAAGUGAAAUAUAUAUGUUCCUUAGUGCAUAACAACACCAGCUAGAUAAUAGUGUGAUUCAUAUUAAUUAUGUGAACACUUGAAGUGCGCGAUAACACGCCCAGCCUCGUAACGUUCCAUCGCCGCUCGUUUCCUGAUGAUUAGUUGCUUAAAAUUUAUGUGGUUGCAUGUCUCUUUAAUAUAAAAUCAAUACUUAGAACCGUCAACUCCUAUUCUAUUUGUCCUAAGUGGUGAUUCCUAUUUCGAUGCUCAAUGUAUCAACCAUCCCGUGUCAGAUAUUACAAUUGAUGGCGCAUUGAUAAUUUUAAAUUAUUCAUCAUUAAAUUUUCAUGUGCCAUUGGCGGCGCUUUUUUAAACUGAAUACUAAAUACUUCCGUCAGAGGUCGCGCCGUGUGAUUCGUCCGUGACGUUGUCGCGCUUGCGUGCGCUCAGUCCGCGCGAGCUUCGCUCCACUGCAGUUGUCUCCAAACAACGCGCAGGGCUCCGUUGGGGUCCUAAAACUGUUUUUUGAAAAAUCAUCGUGGCGUGACAGUGACAUUGUGCGGUGUGAUUUUGGUUUUGUGGCGUCCAGGUGAUAAAGAACAGCGGGCGUCCGAGCCCGCUUCGGCGCCGAUCGAUACGUUGUGGUAUGGCGCAGGAGAUAUGAGCCAGGGGGGCUCGAGACGGCCCUAUUCGCGCGGGGGCCCGCGCUGGCACCCGCGCUACAAGGACUACUGGGACUACGAGCAGAACUACAGCGAUGGCAGCAGUGCAGGUAGCCCCAAGGAGGCGUGUGUGGCUCAGUCCCCGCCACCGGUGCCAGCCAAGAGACACCCUCACCAUCACCACGAACAGCGCCGUCUCAGUGUCGGCGGUGGAGCGGGCGGCUCGCGUCGCGCCGAGCGUCGCGCCGCCGGCCCUUCAAACCGCCGAACAGAACUGCGAGUGAGCCCGGGGGCGGGGGCCGGGACCUCCGCUGAGUCUCCACACCUACAUCACACUGCACACCAUCAUCACAUGGACACCAAUCCUCUUGAGGGUUCAGCGCCCCUGGAGGCCGUUGUCGGCGCCAGCGCUGGAUCUUCAGACGAACUGUCCAGCAAACCUGGUGACAGUCCCACAAGGAAAAGACGUCGCAUAUCAAGGCAUCUGUCGACAGGUGAGAGUAACGUGACGGUAGCAGCGCCGCCGGUCGAGAGGCGGACACCGCGCCACCACUACCAGCCACCUCGCCGCGUGCGUUACGUCAGCGGGAACGGUGCGGGGGUGUGGCAUGAGCGGCUGUUGGACCAGCACGCUGCUCACCCGUCACACCCUCACCCCGCUCACCCCGCGCACCCCGCCCAUCCUGCUCACCCCGCUCACCCUGCGCACCUAUCACACGCGCACCACACGCCGCUGCUGUUGGACAUCAACCAGAUGUCGCUGCGCGGCGCUCGCCUCAGUGCGCUGGGUGGUGGCGUGGGUUGGGGGCACCACGCCCCCCACCACGCUCCGCAUCACGCCCCACAUCAACACCAACACCAUCGAGAGCAUCCAACUAGGACCCAGGUGGCGGGCGUGGCUGCGGGCGAGCUGUGGCCGGCUGUGCUGCCCGCGCUGCCGCAUGCGCAUUUGCGCUAUCAGAUGGGCGGCGUGUACGCGGGGCUGCAGUACCACGGGAGCUUCGCGCCGGCGCCGCCCCCACGAGGACCCUUCGCCUCCCCCCCUCAUCCUCACCCGCACUACAUCACCAACUCACAGCGUUCGGAAGGAGGUCGUCUGGAAAUGUUGGGUAGCGGUGAAGGUGGACUUUCUCCGCUGCAGCCGACAGCUGAUCUCCACCACGCGCCCCUGUUACUCGCCACCGAGGCGCGGGGUGCUCCGUUGGAGCUGAUGGCACCUCAUCACGCGAGACACGCGCUAUCACAUCACCACCAUCGUCGUAGUGGUGGCGGCGUGGGCGUCGGCGGUGGCGUGGGCGUGGGCGUCGGUGUCGGUGUAGGCGUGGUGGGCGCCGGUUCACGAGCAGCCCGGCCGUACGUCCGUGCAGCUCCGCGCUGGGCCGCCCAUCCUCACACCGUGCAUCACAUACACCAGGGUGGUGGAGGUCUGGUCCAAGCGACGCUCCCCGCUCAGCUGCACGUAGCGUCGCCACUGUCACUGCCACCGCCGCCCCCCACUUACCAGGUGUUCCUAAAUCUGUUGGCAAUGUUCCCGCUGUCACCGUACGCGGAGGCCCGGGACGAGGCCGGGGACUCCCCGGAGACGGAGAACUACGAGGCGCUGCUGUCGCUGGCGGAGCGCCUGGGAGAGGCGAAGCCCCGGGGGCUCGCCAGACACGAGAUAGACCUACUGCCUUCAUACAAAUACUCUGAACAAACUCACCAGGGUGAGCAGACCUCGUGCGUGGUGUGCAUGUGUGAGUUCGAGGCCCGGCAGACGCUCCGCGUGCUGCCUUGCGCCCAUGAGUUCCACGCUAAGUGUGUUGAUAAGUGGCUUCGGUCAAAUCGAACGUGUCCCAUAUGCCGCGGGAACGCGUCGGAGUACUUCACCAACUCGGAGUGACUCCACCAAAAUCGUCCUUAUUGUGCAAGCAGUAAGGGCGGCAGUCGUCUAUGAUCACCGCUUCGGAUUUGUGUAUUUCGUUAGUGUACAAUCACCGAUGUCCUAGUAUAGCUGUAAACACACUUCGCUGUAUCGACUCUAUAACUAUCAACACAAAGUCUAUAUUCCAAUGUAAGCCCCGGCGGAGUGCUAUCAUCAGCUGUUAUUAUUAGUUUGCUACGAUAUAGUUUCAAAGUUACCCGUAACAUCCCGUAAUGGUUAAGUGUUAAGUGUAUGUGCGGCGGCCUUAGUUGUGUGCGACCCUAACGGUCCGAGUGCGAGUGUAUAAAUAGUGGAGCGGGCCGUCUCGAGCUCAGUCGGCGCCGAGACGCCGCGUCGGACGGACGUGUAUGGGGGGUUAGUUGAUAGUAUUAAUUUUAGUUGCGCGUGAGGUCGAUUUAUUACUAUGUUACUUUCUUAUUAUUACAUCGAUCCCGUUGAUCAAAUGUCGCGUUAUAUUUCUACAGCAUGCAUUUCACUUUAUAGAUUGUUUCGCUUUUUUUGUUCCGUUGUGUUGUUGUGCGGUCGCGAUGAUGUGUUCGGGGAGAGGUCCGAUGUAAGGUCGCAUUCACAGAGCGGGACACCACGAGGGUAUUAUCUCUGAUAUCCUCAGAACAUCCCCUAACCCGCGACACAGGCGCCCUCUCCCACAUCUAAAGCAAUAAUAUGUAUGUUACGUCUAGGCUAGCUGUUUGAUUGCAACCAUGGUUACAAUACAUAUAUAUAUUAUUUUUUUUAAAGUGUAAUUGUUCUUAAUACCAACAACAUAGGGUCCAUUGUCGUUUAGCUGUCAUUUAUGAAAAAUAAUGAAGUCAAUAUUGUUAAGGAGAUAUAAUGAAUGUAAAUAGUCUAAAAGCAAUAUAUAGGGACAGUUUAUUUCAUAGGGGGGUGAGGGGAGGUCUCGAUGUGGCUUCCAUAGCUUAGUUAGAUACACAUUGGAAGAAUAGUGCGUUAAAUUUGUUUUGUCAUUUUUUUUUUACUCUGUGCCAUUUGUCAUUUAUAUAUAUAUAUGUUAGUUUUAUACUCUGUCUCAUGUUUAUCCGCUGGUUGUGAUAGCUCUGAAUGUUUUCCGAAAUUAUUUUGAUAAUUAACUUUGCAAAUUUUCAUUUACUUAAUUAAAAUUAUAUAUAUAUAUAUAUAUAUAUAAUUGUCACCACCAGUGAGAAUAAGUUGGAUCCUAUACUAAACGGCUCAUGUAGAACUAUCUCUGAAAUCCCUCGAGAGCUCUGUUAUUUGUACUUAGCUCCUCUCUAUAUUCGACUAUUGUUUAGUUAAAUUAACAUCAUUUUAUUUUAAACUGUUACUAAGAUUCCACAGUUAGCGUGUUAACUUAGGAUUUUUCUUGUUUUUUUUUUUUAAUCCAUCGAAGCUCAACUCUUUACGGCUCGCUCGUUUUUAUUAUCUUAACUAAUUUGAAAAUGCAAUAAAUUUUACAAAUAUGUUUCUUUUCAGUCUUAGGUAUUAUUAUUAUUAUUAUUAUCAUUAUUAUUAUUAAUUUUCUUCCACAGAUAUACAAACGCGUGGUCGUUAGUUCAAUUUGUUCUUUGAAAUUGUGCCUUAUCGCAUAUACGUUAAGUUUUAUAAUGGUUUUGAUUUGUCACUUAUGAUUAUUGUUUCUUUUAAGCCCUAGGAUAACCAGAAACGGAAAUUAUGUAACGAGCUUUGUUUUUUUUUUUAUUUUGUAUCUGUUAAUCGCAUCCCGUUGGCGGCGACUGUGGCACGCCACUGCCAGCUGUCAAGCUGGCGUCUGUCAGACUGACAGCUGUCAGGCUGACAGAGGUCACUUUGAACGCAGCCAACUGUCAUAGCUUACGCCAGCCAGACCAAAGGACUGUGUAACUGUAUUGUAUUUAGAGCGUCCGCGGUGCGCUUGGGUGCUUCUCCUGUCCAGCGACUAAUCCAAGCCCAGCCUCGCCGGGCGCGCUACAUCCGCCUCAUUAUGCUCAGUCGUUUUUAUUUUAUUAAAUGCACUGCUAAUUUAA